Closterium sp. NIES-65 is the source of this 1416-nucleotide messenger RNA. The record is from the annotation of a GenBank genome assembly. NCBI's taxonomy places the organism in Eukaryota, Viridiplantae, Streptophyta, Zygnematophyceae, Desmidiales, Closteriaceae.
AUGCAGAAGCCAGGGAUAGACGAGGAGGCCAUUCGAAGUGCAGACCCCAACGAGCUUGUCUCCCUCCUCUCUCGCGCCAAGGUGGUGGUGCAUGAGGAUCGGAUUCUGGAGAAGCCUCUCUCCGAAGCUGAGGCUCGGGAGUUCAUCCGAGGCUACUCUUGCGCGCCUGCCCGCACUGUAGGGGCAGUUCUCAUAACGAAUCUGAACUCGGGCAAGCAGGCAGCAGCAGUGGAUGUUGCAGAGGUUUACUUUCGGGCCAUUCCUGACUCUGUGAUCGACCAGCUGGCAGACGGCAGCACUGGAGUAGACGUUGCAGAGGUGGUGCCAGAUGUUCACAUCCAGCCCAUUCCUGAUUCUGUGCUUGACCAGGUGGUGGCAGAGGGCGACAUUUUCUACUGCGCUGGAGGGCUCAUGGUAGAGCAUCCCCUGGUGGCGCCGCUGGUGGAGAAGAUGGUGAGGGGGAUUGGGGGAAGGGAAGAGGGGAAAGGGGAGAGGGGAGAGGGAGAAGUGGCGCCGCUGGUGGAGAAGAUGGUGAGGGGGGUGAUGGGGAAGAGGUUAGGGGAGUGGGAAGAGGUGGGAGGAGGAGAUGUGAGAGGUGCAAUGGUGGGGGGUAUCGAUGCAGUCAUGGGGCUGUCCAAAGAGACAACCGUGGCACUCAUUGCCCAAGGCGGGGGCAUUGUGAAUGGGGAGGCGCUGAAGGUGUACCCGAGGGAGGAGUUUCCUGCGGAGUUUGAGUUUCCGGGAAGCGACAGAAUACCGCGCCUUCUACGGCCCCGACCGCAACUGUUCCUGGGCCCGUUCUCCUCCCCCCCGUCGUACCUGACCGGCGAGUACCCCGGUGACUACGGCUGGGACACCGCGGGUCUGUCCGCUGACCCCGAGACCUUCGCCAAGAACCGCGAGCUCGAUGUGAUCCACGCUCGCUGGGCUCUUCUCGGUGCCCUCGGCUGCCUGACCCCCGAGCUCCUCGCCAACAACGGCGUCGAGUUCGGCGAGGCUGUGUGGUUCAAGGCCGGUGCUCAGAUCUUCUCCGAGGGUGGCCUUGACUACCUCGGCAACCCCAGCCUGAUCCACGCGCAGUCCAUCCUGGCCAUCUGGGCCACCCAGGUCAUCCUCAUGGGUGCCGUCGAGAGCUACCGCGUGGGUGGCCUUGAGGGCUUCCAAGAGGUUGAGGACCCCCUGUACCCCGGCGGUGCCUUCGACCCCCUGGGUCUGGCUGACGAUCCCGAGGCCCUCGCUGAGCUCAAGGUGAAGGAGCUCAAGAACGGCCGCCUCGCCAUGGUGUCGAUGUUCGGCUUCUUCGUGCAGGCCAUCGUCACCGGCAAGGGCCCCCUGGAGAACCUGUCCGACCACCUGGCUGACCCCACCGUCAACAACGCCUGGGCCUAUGCCACCAACUUCACCCCCGGCGCUUGA